Messenger RNA from Engraulis encrasicolus (European anchovy), 3643 nucleotides. It is a transcript of the gene kif3cb, whose product is annotated as kinesin family member 3Cb. Gene Ontology annotation, molecular function: ATP binding; microtubule binding; microtubule motor activity. The transcript has 8 exons. Bases 473 to 2818 code for a protein of 781 amino acids. The record is from RefSeq and is a predicted model, not a curated record. Lineage: Eukaryota; Metazoa; Chordata; Actinopteri; Clupeiformes; Engraulidae. Gene Ontology annotation, biological process: microtubule-based movement; mitotic spindle organization; spindle elongation. Gene Ontology annotation, cellular component: microtubule associated complex.
CCCAGCAAUGAUGAUGAUUGAUUCCGAAACAACAACAAAAAAAGAGAUGUCUCGAGGUGAGACUGAAGCUACCCUCUCUAGGACUGAUUUAUUAUAGCAGCACAGGGCGUGGGCUAUGAGACAGCUCGCAGCCUAUCCAUUGUCUGUGGAGCAGGGAGGGUACCACACAGAGGUGCAGAAGUGGGCUGGGCUGUCAGUGUCGGUUCGUUCCUGAAGCAUCAUUCCAUAGUGGUGGCCUAUAUCAUAUCAAUUUGUGGCGUAGUAGGUGAAGAUUACGCAUCAAGAUGCCCCAGAAUCUCUCAUUAGGUGACACUGUGAUACGAACUGCGACAGCGGCCACUGAGGAGGACAGCAUCGCCCUUGAACAUAAAGCGUUUUUGGGGACACUGGGAGCAUCCCCGUCUCCAUAAAGAUAAGCGACGAAGGCGGAGGUAGAGGUUAUAUUAUCUUGUGUGAAUCGUCAUUUUUUAACAUGUCGCGGAAGAGUUCGGAUAACGUUCUUAUGCGACUGCGGAGGAUGUCUAUGGCUAAGAAUAGCGAAACAGUGAAGGUGGUGGUGCGAUGUCGACCCAUCAAUAAGAAAGAGGAGACGAUGAAUCAGGAGAAAAUAGUUGAGGUGGACGUCAGAUUGGGACAGGUCGCGGUGCGUAAUCCCAAGGCGCUGCCGGGCGCGCUCAUGAAAACAUUCGCAUUCGACGCUGUGUAUGACAAGGCCUCCACCCAAAAUGAUUUGUACGAUUACACAUGUAAGCCAUUAGUGGACUCCGUUCUUCUCGGCUUCAACGGAACUAUUUUUGCCUAUGGACAGACAGGGACAGGUAAAACCCACACAAUGCAGGGCUUACCCUCAGACCCCGAAAAGCGUGGAGUCAUUCCCAAUUCAUUCCAUCACAUUUUCACCCACAUAUCCAGAUCUCAAAAUCAAAGUUAUUUGGUAAGGGUCUCCUAUAUUGAGAUUUACCAGGAGGAGAUUCGAGACCUGUUGUGCAAAGACAACAACAAGAAGCUGGAACUCAAAGAGAAUCCAGAGUCUGGUGUGUAUGUGAAAGACCUCUUAUCAGUGGUGACCAAGAGCAUCGAGGAACUUGAACAUGUGAUGAACUUGGGGAACCAGUCUCGGUCUGUGGGCUUCACCAAGAUGAACGAGUGCAGUUCUCGCUCACACGCCAUCUUCAUCGUCACCGUGGAGUGCAGCGAAACAGGCCUGGAUGGGGAAGACCACAUCCGUGUGGGAAAGCUCAACAUGGUGGACCUGGCGGGGAGCGAGCGUCAGAGUAAGACUGGGGCCAAAGGCAAGCGCUUCAAGGAGGCGGCAAAGAUUAACCUGUCCCUCUCCGCACUGGGCAAUGUCAUAUCCGCCCUGGUGGAUGGCACGAGCACGCACGUCCCAUACAGGGACUCCAAGCUCACCAGGCUGCUGCAGGAUUCACUGGGCGGCAACUCCAAAACAGUUAUGAUAGCCACCAUCGGCCCAGCCUCUAGCAACUACGAGGAGACCAUCACCACGUUGCGCUAUGCCAACAGGGCCAAGAACAUCAAGAACAAGCCUCGCAUCAACGAAGACCCCAAAGACGCCCUGCUGAGGGAGUUUCAGGAGGAGAUCGCCCGGCUCAAAGCACAACUCGAGGAGCGAGGGAUGCUGGCGAAGGAGAGGAGGAGGAAGAGGAGAGACAGCAUGGUGAGGAUGAAGAGGAGCAUGAGCAGCGGAGAGGUGGAGAAGCCAUACGGGGGAGGUGUGGACGUGGCGGAGACACUUUACGAGGAGAGGGAAGGUCAAGGUGGAGGAGAUGCAACGAGUGAAGUGAAGAGGAGAGCAGAAAAACUCAAGUACCGGAACAGUGUGAAUGGCAACCUGAAGGAGCUGGAGAUGUUCAGGCUUCCUGAGGAGAAGGAGAAGACGGUGGAGGAACUGCAGCAGGAGCAGGAGGCCAUGGAGCUCAUCAUAGAGAAAUAUAAGUCUAUGGAAAGCAAGCUGUUAGUUGGUGGGAAGAAUAUCGUGGAUCACACUAAUGAGCAACAGAAAACGCUGGAACUGAGGAGGCAAGAAAUCGCAGAGCAGAUGAGAAAAGAGAGAGAGAUGGAGCAGCAGAUGUGGGAGCAGGAUGAGGAGACGGAGGAGCUGAGGGAGACGUUCACCACUAUGCAGCAGGAGGUCGAACUAAAGACCAAGAAACUCAAGAGGUUGCAUGCAAGGUUACAGCUGGUUAAGACUGAAAUUGGGGAUAUCAUUGAUGAGCAUGUGGCUACGAGACAAGAGCUGGAACAAACGCAACAUGAACUGAUCAGAGAAAUGAAGUUUAAGAAUUUGAUAAUCGAGAAUUUCAUCCCACCGGAAGAGAAAAAUAAGAUAAUGAACCGACUGCAGUAUGACAGUGAAGAAGACCAGUGGAAGAUGAUGCCACUGAUUCCUUCUGAGAACAGCAGCCACUGUCGUGUGAAGCGAAGACCAACAUCAGUAGCUGGAUACAAGAGGCCCCUCAGCCAGUAUGCCCAGUCUGCGGCAGCCUCCGGAGACCCUACAAGAUACAGGGCAGAGAACAUCAUGCUGCUGGAGCUUGACAUGAGUCCGCCCGCCAUGUUCCACCUCAACCUUAACAGGACGGAUCUGAUUGGUAGGGACCUGCUGCCCGACUUUGUGCAUCUUCGGAGGAGAGACGCUGCAACCAGAGUCCGAAAGUCACAGUCAUGGAACCCAGCACCUGGCAUGGCCUCCAACUCCUCCUCCGCCUGCUGGCCAGCUCCUCCCGGGUCACCGCACUUCUCAGGAUCUCAGGGGGCGUGUGGCUCCACCCAACCUGCUGAAGAAGAAGAAACCUAGCCAUGCCAUAUAGAUGAUCUCAGUGCCUGUACCGUAUGCAGCAGAGCAGACCCCCCCAUUUCAAAAUACAUCUGCUUCCUCUUCAUGCCAGAGGGAGAGGGGAAGCCUGGCAGGCUAAAGCAGCUCAGGGAUGCAUUUCUCGAAACCAUAGUUGCUAACUACAUUAGCUACUUUGUUGUUUGCGAUGCAAUUUCCCAUUGUCAACUACCCAAGUUGCUAACUAGCUAACAACUUCACUUUCGAGAAACACAUCCCAGCUUUGCAAUUACUAUUGUAUUGUUAUUUUUAUUGCUCAAAGCCAAGCAUUUUUAUUAUUAUUUAUUAUAUGAUUUAAAACUGCAGCCUUGUAAACAUUUUUUAGAAGCUUUCAAUACUUGAAAAGCACAAGAGUGUCUUUGAAUAGUGUACAACUAUUUUGCAUCUUAAGAGAAUGGAAUGCUGCCUUUGUGAAUGGUCAUGAUGUCAAAUGAACUCAGUUGGUAAGAGCUUUGGUAAACAGCUUUAUUGUGGCCUGAUAUGUGUGUGUACACUAUGUGGGCCAGAGCGUUUAAAUGGCUCACUUUCUUCUUUUCCCUAUGUAUUGGGAAUGUAUUAUGUAUGUGUGUUACAUUGUUACCUAGAAAAAUAGAAAAUACUGCCCAACCUGGUCUCUGUUCUACUGGUUUGUUUGCCUAGAAUCCUGUAUUACACAUGUCAGUUGUGAACACGAUUGAUACAAAUUGUGCUUUUGAAAAGAUGAUUGGUAACGUCAAGCAGGGAAGAAAGACAAGCCAAUAUGUUGAGUUUCCAUCAACAGAUUGUGAAACAGCAUGUGUGAUGCCCGGU